AUGGUGAAAUUGUUCUGGCUUGUGUGGACAGACUGGUCUUGGGCUGGGCUGCUGCGACUAACCUUUCGCCCAGAGUUGGCGGAGCUGAGGUUGGCUGGCUGGGUGGCACUUUUCGUCGACCCAUUUGGGAAAGUUAGUGGUGCGUUGCAUGGUCAAUUUGGAUUUGAUCAACAACUUACCUUGACAAUUCGCAUUGAUCAACUGACCUGGCAAAGAAAAGAGUCAAAAUCUGGAUCAAAUCGGUGA
This is a messenger RNA of Miscanthus lutarioriparius, 246 nucleotides long. Lineage: Eukaryota; Viridiplantae; Streptophyta; Magnoliopsida; Poales; Poaceae. The record is from the annotation of a GenBank genome assembly.